AUGGUAGCUGCCAGCAACGGCCAUCCUUCAAUACAGUCCAGACAACUUAGUGAAUAUCAAUUGAAUGGAGAGCCCAAUCAAGAUAGAGAUCCUUAUGCUGCUUCAAAUGUAGAUGAACAACAGAGUUCAUUACUUUCUAAUUCGCCAGUAAAAGCAGAAUUACUUCCCCCUCAACAACAGGGACCAUUGGUUCCGAAUUCGGGAGCAAAAGUUCCCCCCAAACAUGAAGGUAUUAUUCCUGAGAUCAUUGACUCAUGGAAAAGAUGGUUCGAUAGGCAUAGACAUCAUAGCCGGAGGCCUGAUAAGCCACCAUGCGACCGCAAACAUCGCCGUUGUCCUGAUUGGCGCCAUGAAACAACUAUACCUGGACCUGCGAUAAAUACCACUGUUGUUACUCCAGCGACAAGCCCAUCAACGGACGCUCAAUCAUCAACCAAAAAAUCCGCAGAAACCACGGCUGCCUCUAAGGUGGAAACUACCGCUCCCGAUGUAAGCUCGACAGCAGUUCCAUCAACAACUAGCAAAUCCAACGAAACUUCGGCUGCACCUGAGCUAAAAGGUGUUACACCUGAUGUAAGCUCGACAGCAGUUCUAUCAACAACUAGCAAAUCCAACGAAACUUCGGUUGCACCUGAGCUAGAAAGUACUACACCUGAUGUAAGUUCGACGGAAGUUCCAUCAACAACUAGCAAAUCCAACGAAACUUCGGCUGCACCUGAGCUAGAAAGUACGACACUUGAUGUAAGCUCGACAGCAGUUCCAUCAACAACUGGCAAAUCCAACGAAACUUCGGUUGCAUCUGAGCUGGAAAGUACUACACCUGUUGUAAGUUCGACGGAAGUUCCAUCAACAACUAGCAAAUCCAACGAGACUUUGGUUGCAUCUGAGCUAGAAAGUACCACACCUGAUGUAAGCUCGACGGAAGAUCCAUCAACAACUGGCAAAUCCAACGAAACUUCGGUUGCACCUGAGCUAGAAAGUACCACACCUGAUGUAAGUUCGACGGAAGUUCCAUCAACAACUAGCAAAUCCAACGAAACUUCGGUUGCACCUGAGCUGGAAAGUACCACACCUGAUGUAAGUUCGACGGAGGCUCAAUCAACAACUAGCAAAUCCAACAAAACUUCGGCUGCACCUGAGCUAGAAAAUACUACACUUGAUGUAAGCUCAACGGAAGUUCCAUCAACAACUAGCAAAUCCAACGAAACUUCGGUUGCACCUGAGCUAGAAAGUACCACACCUGAUGUAAGUUCGACGGAGGCUCAAUCAACAACUAGCAAAUCCAACGAAAUUUCGGUUGCACCUGAGCUGGAAAGUACUACACCUGAUGUAAGCUCAACGGAAGUCCCAUCAACAACUAGCAAAUCCAACGAAACUUCGGUUGCACCUGAGCUGGAGAGUACCACACCUGAUGUAAGUUCGACGGAGGCUCAAUCAACAACUAGCAAAUCUAACGAAACUUCGACUGCAACUGAGCUGGAAAGUACUACACCUGAUGUAAGUUCGACGGAAGUUCCAUCAACAACUAGCAAAUCCAACGAAAUUUCGGUUGCACCUGAGCUAGAAAGUACUACACUUGAUGUAAGCUCGACGGAGGCUCAAUCAACAACUAGCAAAUCUAACGAAACUUCCACUGCACCUGAGCUGGAAAGUACUACACCUGAUGUAAGUCCGACGGAAGUUCCAUCAACAACUAGCAAAUCCAACGAAACUUCGGUUGCACCUGAGCUAGAAAGUACUACACCUGAUGUAAGUUCGACGGAGGCUCAAUCAACAACUAGCAAAUCUAACGAAACUUCGACUGCAACUGAGCUGGAAAGUACUACACCUGAUGUAAGUUCAACCGAAGUUCCAUCAACAACUAGCAAAUCCAACGAAACUUCGGUUGCACCUGAGCUAGAAAGUACUACACCUGAUGUAAGUUCGACGGAGGCUCAAUCAACAACUAGCAAAUCUAACGAAACUUCGACUGCAACUGAGCUGGAAAGUACUACACCUGAUGUAAGUUCGACGGAGGCUCAAUCAACAACUAGCAAAUCCAACGAAACUUCGGUUGCACCUGAGCUAGAAAGUACUACACCUGAUGUAAGUUCGACGGAAGUUCCAUCAACAACUAGCAAAUCCAACGAAACUUCGGCUGCAUCUGAGCUAGAAAGUACUACACCUGAUGUAAGUUCAACCGAAGUUCCAUCAACAACUAGCAAAUCCAACGAAACUUCGGUUGCACCUGAGCUAGAAAGUACUACACCUGAUGUAAGUUCGACGGAGGCUCAAUCAACAACUAGCAAAUCCAACGAAACUUCGGUUGCACCUGAGCUAGAAAAUACCACACCUGAUGUAAGUUCGACGGAGGCUCAAUCAACAACUAGCAAAUCCAACGAAUCUUCAGCUGCACCUGAGCUAGAAAGUACCACACCUGAUGUAAGUUCGACGGAAGUUCCAUCAGCAACUAGCAAAUUCAACGAAACUUCGGCUGCACCUGAGCUAGAAAGUACUACACCUGAUGUAAGCUCGACAGCUGUUUCAUCAACAACUAGCAAAUGCAACGAAACUUCGGUUGCAUCUGAGCUAGAAAGUACUACACCUGAUGUAAGUUCGACAGCUGUUCCAUCAACAACUAGCAAAUCCAACGAAACUUCGGCUGCACCUGAGCUAGAAAGUACUACAAGCAAAUCCAACGAAACUACCGUUGCACCAGGAAGAUCUACCACUCCUAGGCCUCACCACGGCCCGCCAAGGAACACCUUGGCAUUGCUGAUAUAUUCAUUCACUGGUGGUAGUAAAGGUGGAUUUAUGGGCAAAGAUCCGUAUAAUUUAUUUUUAAAACUUAUAUCUAAGCUCAAAUUGAACUAA
Anastrepha obliqua is the source of this 2853-nucleotide messenger RNA. RefSeq names its product mucin-2-like. Bases 1 to 2853 code for a protein of 950 amino acids. The record is from RefSeq and is a predicted model, not a curated record. Lineage: Eukaryota; Metazoa; Arthropoda; Insecta; Diptera; Tephritidae. The transcript has 2 exons.